Molecule: messenger RNA, 410 nt
Organism: Solanum pennellii
Lineage: Eukaryota; Viridiplantae; Streptophyta; Magnoliopsida; Solanales; Solanaceae
Exons: 2
Source: RefSeq, a predicted model, not a curated record
UUUGUUCGACAAUCCAAAAAAGAUAUUGUAGAGGCUUGUGCUAAAGAAACAACUAAAGCUAACAUUGAAGACUUGGACGAUGAUUAUUUUGGAAUAUUAGUUGAUGAAUCAAAUGAUGUCUCUCAUAGGGAGAGCCAAGAAAAUAAGUUGGAAGAGUUGCUUGAAUUCGAAGAAGUUCAUACAGGGCAAGGUUUGAAUCAAGAACAUGGACUCCAACGAUCGGGUGAUACUCGUUGGGGGUCUCAUUUUAAAACCUUGGAAAAUUUUCUGAUUUUUUUUCUUCAAUUGUUAACGUGCUUAAGGAUAUGAAACGUGGUUGUCCAUACAAUUUUUUUGAGCAAGAGUCAUGAAUUUGAAUUUGUCUUUAUAUUGCACUUGAUGUUUAAGGUGUUGUUAUUGACGAAUGAGUU